Racocetra persica is the source of this 481-nucleotide messenger RNA. NCBI's taxonomy places the organism in Eukaryota, Fungi, Glomeromycota, Glomeromycetes, Diversisporales, Gigasporaceae. The record is from the annotation of a GenBank genome assembly.
UCAAGAUAAAAUGUAUGCAAAAGUUGCCAUCUGCACACGAAAAACAAUGAUUCCACUUAGAGAGAAUCAUGCAUUUCUCAUUAAAACUCAAGAGCGCAAUAAAUAUAUAAUGAUCCGAUAUACUGUUAGAGAUGGAACUUAUCAUACCAAUACUAUCGAAUGGCAUUGCAUUCCUAAUGGAUGGAUAGCCACUGAAUUCACGCCUAUCAACAUGGUUAUUUCAAAUUUCGAUAAAAACGAACAAACCAAUAAUAAAUACUUUGUUGAGUAUAGAGCAGUUAAGAACAAACUUAAUGACUUAUUUGAUGACCAAACUUUAAGAUGGUUAAAAAAAGAAUGGUCUCGAAUUUCAUUUACCCAAUGGCUAGUUUUAAAAUUUGAAGUAUUUGUUGAAUCAGUGAAAAGAUUUGCAGAUAAUUGUAAAAGCAUGUUCAAAAGAGCUUUGGAAAAAGUACAUGUUGAAUUUCUCUUUAAAAUGUGA